CUCCAGGAAAUCAGCGCAGUGAAGUUUCGUUUCUUGUGAAAUCGUCAGUCUCUCUGUCUCACUGCAGCAGAAAUGGCAGAAGCGAAUAUUCUGGUAGCUCAUGACCAGUUUAGCUGUUCAGUGUGUCUGGAGAUAUUGAAGGACCCAGUCGCUAUUCCAUGUGGACACAGUUACUGUAUGGGGUGUAUUAAGAACUGCUGGGAUCAGACUGAUCAUGUAGGUGUCUACAGCUGCCCCCAGUGCAGAAAGACCUUUACCCCAAGGCCUGAUAUGUGCAGAAACACCAUGCUGGCUGAAGUUGUGGAGAAAUUAAAGAAGACAGGACUCAGUCCUCCUCCUGCUCAAAGUUAUGCUGGACCUGGAGAUGUGUCGUGUGAUUUCUGCACUGGGAGAAAGUUCAAAGCUGUGAAAUCCUGUUUGACGUGCCUGGCCUCUUACUGUGAAACACACGUCAAGCCACACUAUGAGGGGGCUGCUUUCAAGAGGCACAAGCUGAUCAAUGCAAUUGGAAAUCUGGAGCAGAAGCUUUGUGCAGAACACCAACGAUUAUGUGAGGUCUUCUGUAGAACCGAUCAGACGUGUAUUUGCUGGCUGUGUGCAGACGAGGAACACAAGAGCCAUGAUAAAGUCUCAGCUGAGAAAGAAAGGACUGUGAAAAAAAAGCAGCUGGGAGAGACACAGACGGAAAUACAACAGAGAAUCCAGGAGAGACUGAAAGAAAUUGAGGAGCUGAAACAGACUGUGGAGUCACUGAAAAGAUCUGCAUGCAUAGAAAUAAAGGAAAGUGAGAAGAUCUUUACUGAGCUGAUCCGAUCCAUUGAGAAGAUCCACACUGAGGUUAUUGAGCUGAUUGGAGCUAACAAGAAGGCUGCAGUGAAUCAGGCUGAAGGACGCAUGAAGAAACUGGAGCAGGAGAUUGCUGAACUAAGGAGGAGAAACACUGAGCUGAAACAGCUUUCAGAGACAGAGGAUCACAUCCAUUUUCUACAGGUAACAUCACUGCUUGUUAGAAAAUCUCAAGUCCAUAACUGGGACGGUUUCAGACAGACCUCUCCAAUUGAAUGAAUCCUUGCUUUUCCCCAGGAAUGUUUUGGACCCCAUUCUGUUUCACUGAAAACUCCUUUUCUCCACUUUCCUGUUGUAGAAUUUCCAGUCUCUCUGUGCCCCUCCUGAAGCUGGAGGCUUACCCAGCGUUACUGUCAAUACAGACAUCUCUUUUGGGGCUGUGAGGAAAGCUGUAUCUGAACUUAAAGACCAUAUUGAGGACUUCUGCAAGGGGGAAUUAGUCAAAAUAACCACAACAGUGAAUGAAGUUGCAGUUUACAGUCUGCAGGCUCCAGAGCCAAGGAACAGAGCUGAGUUUUUAAAAUAUUCCUGUCAGCUCACACUGGACCCCAAUACAACGCAUGGACAUCUCUGUCUGUCUGAAGGGAACAG
Messenger RNA from Acipenser ruthenus (sterlet), 1437 nucleotides. RefSeq names its product E3 ubiquitin-protein ligase TRIM47-like. Gene Ontology annotation, molecular function: zinc ion binding. Bases 73 to 1065 code for a protein of 330 amino acids. The transcript is spliced from 5 exons. The record is from RefSeq and is a predicted model, not a curated record. NCBI's taxonomy places the organism in Eukaryota, Metazoa, Chordata, Actinopteri, Acipenseriformes, Acipenseridae.